This is a messenger RNA of Effrenium voratum, 1763 nucleotides long. The record is from the annotation of a GenBank genome assembly. Lineage: Eukaryota; Dinophyceae; Suessiales; Symbiodiniaceae.
GCUCGACUGAACCAUCCAUGGCUAUCCGCGAAACGAACCGUGGCCAGGAAACAUCAUUUGGCCAUGGAUGGCGGGCGCCAAGAGGGCGCAAGGAGUGCGCUCCUGCUUCUGACACUUCUGAACAUGUUUCGAUGCGCUGACCACUCCAUUCUGAUCCCAUUGAAGUCUUUGCUGCAGGAGGAUUUGCACCUCACGGACGAGCAGAGUGCCUGGCCAAACACGGUGUCCAUGGUGUCCAUGAUGAUCUUCUCGGUCGCUUUUGCCCUGCUUCUGGCCGAGGGCAAGCUGAAUCGGCGUUUCAUCCUCACCUUGGCCCUGGUCACAUGGUCUGCCGCCACCUGCAUGUGUGCAGCUGCUACUGGUCUGAGGAGCCUGUGCUUGCUGCGGGUUUUCGUGGGGCUCGGAGAUGCAGCGUUCGUCACCGUAGUGCCUUCGCUGAUGGCAGACUUUUACCCAGCUGCUGACCGGCCUGGCGUGUUUGCGCUCCUCACCAUGGGGGAAUACCUGGGAGGAGCUCUUAGCUUCGGGCUCUCCGGGUUCAUCGCCGAGCGCACCGGCUGGAGGGUUGCCGUGCUCUGCCUGGGCAUCAUGUCCUUCCUGUGUGCAAACCUGCAACACAACGUGAGAGAGCCGAAGGCAGGUAUCCAUGACUUGUGCAGCGACCAGGACUCCGCGCUGCUUGACCGAUGCUUCGCUGUGCUCCGAAACCAGUACGUCGUGCCACUGUUGCUGCUGAGUUCUGGGAUGGGCUUUGUCUUCACCGGCGCCCUGGAGUGGUAUCCGACUUAUCUGCAGCGAUAUGGUGGUCAAGAUGUUGGCUUGGCUGGCCUCGCAUGCGGUGCUGCCAGCUUAGCGGGCGGCCUUCUGGGCGGAGUCCUAGGAAUGAAAGCGCUGUCGCUUCUGCGCCGAUUUGUCGGUAGCGCAGAUUUGCUGCUGCCUGGGAUCUUCAUGGUGCUCAGUGGCUCUAUGUGGCUUGUGGUGCUGCACUCCCCGUUGGGUGUGAACGCGGCGGCACUGGUUGCAGGAGGCUUCGCCUUUGUCACCUGCCAUGCGGGAAGCAUGGUGCCAGUGUCGGCGCUGCUGAGCAUCGUGCUGCCGUCCAGGCUGCUGGGCUUGGCCUUCGUCGCCCAGGAGCUGUGCCAGAACCUCGCCUCCUCGGUGGCCCCGCCGCUCGUCGGCGGCUUGUCGGAUCACCUCGGCCUCAGGCCUGCGAUGCACGUGCUGCCGGCGGUGCAGCUUGCCACUGGACUCGGCUUCUUGCUGUUCUUCCUGUGCCUGGACGGGACCCCUUGCCCACCGCAGGUGGAGGCGCGCCUUGCCAGCUUCUUUGAGACAGAGGCGGAGUCUGACCCCGUGAAGAAGCCCGUCGAAUAUGCGAGCUGUUAGGGCCCUGUCAGGGGUGCCAAAGAAGCACCCGUUCCGAGAGCAAGGCUCUCGCCAUGCCUUCGAGUCGUGUGCGGCGGCUCUCAGAGGCACAGUCUCGAGAGACUUCUUUGCCAAGAGAAGAGAGGUGCCCGAGAUCCAGGAAUUCUGGAGCCUGCCUGGGCAAGAUGCUCGACCCUCUUGGUGCUGAACAACGGCUUAUCAGCGAUUUGUGUGGGCCACAUGUUCGCUUUGCAGCCUUGCUGGGAUUCUGAACAAGUCAGAGUUCAUGCUGGUGCUUUGAGAUGCUUCCUCUGCUGAAAGAUUGUGGUGCGCUUUCGAGAUCGAAAGAAAGGAGAAGCGAGAGAGGCCACUGGUCGUUUGUCCAACCCUGACAGGGC